AUGGCAAUGGAAAAUUUUCUUUCCCUUCGUCUUUCUUCCUUUCAUGCAUUUUCAUCUGCUGAGCUAUACCUUAAAGCAGUGGUGCCAUUAUCGUUAUAUGACAUUUCUGUAAACAACGAACGACCACCUUCAGCAUUCGACGCUUGCUUUUAG
Molecule: messenger RNA, 153 nt
Organism: Chironomus riparius
Lineage: Eukaryota; Metazoa; Arthropoda; Insecta; Diptera; Chironomidae
Source: the annotation of a GenBank genome assembly